AUGUCCUACAUCGUCCCUAUACACCAUGCAAGUGGUGUCCGACAUGCCCUCAAGUUGAAAUUUCUCGAACCCGACGUUGAUGUCCUUGUGGUUGCCAAGGCCAACAGAGUCCACAUCUACGAACAAGGUCCUGAAGGCUUGUCAUUGUUAUACACCAAGAAUGUCUUUGGAUACAUCAUAAUGCUCAAGAGCUUUCGCCCCGCUUCCUCCAAAACCGACCAUCUCUUCAUUGGCACAGAUCGGUACCAGUACUUUACAUGUUCCUGGAACGCUAAUAUCAAGCAGCUACAAACCGAACAGAGUUAUGUCGAUUUGGCAGAUAAAGUUCUCCGUGACUCCAAAGAGACGGACAGAUGCCACAUAGAUCCUACAGGUCGGUUUAUGACCCUGGAGCUGUACGACGGCGUGGUUACUGUCUUGCCCUUCAUCCAGCCUUCGAAUAAGCGCCAGAAGAGGGAGACCACCUCGCCUUCACAAGUUGGAACGCUGGGGGAACCUGUCCAGGUCCGGAUAGAAGAGCUCCUAACAAGAGAUACAGCGUUGGUAGCCACAGACCCUCAAGGAAAGGAGCCUCCUCAACUAGCCAUACUCUGGGAAGACAACUCUGGGCAACCUCAAAUGAAAGUGAGAGAACUGAAAUACACUCCUGGUGGAGAGCAGGCUACAGCUGAGUUGGACACUGUCGCGGAAUUGAGAGAAGACCAGCUUGACCAUGGAGUCAGCCAUCUCAUACCUGCCAAUGGUGGCUUUUUGAUAUUAGGUGACCAUUCGAUUCGAUUCGUCGACCGCGGGUUGAAAAAUGUUAUCACUCAAGAUCUGGGUGAUGACGCCACAAUAUGGUCUUGUUGGACUCAGAUCGAUCAGCGCCGGUGGUUGCUUGCCGAUGACUUUGGAAAGCUUUUCUUCCUCAUGAUAGAGGUCACCGAUUUUGAAGUGUCAUCAUGGAGGCUUGACCCCGUGGGAGUGGCUUCCAAGGCAUCCUGCCUAGUUUAUCUCGACGAGGGAUAUGUGUUUGUGGGAUCCCACUCCGGAGACUCGCAGGUUGUUCAUAUUGAGGAGGAGGGCGUCAAGGUAGUCCAGACCUUUUCCAAUAUCGCACCUAUCUUGGAUUUCACAAUCAUGGAUCUCGGUCGAGGUGCUGAUGGUGGACAAGCACCAGAAUUCUCUUCAGGUCAGGCCCGAAUUGUGGCUGCUUCCGGCGCGUGGCAGGACGGUACCAUCCGAAGCGUGAGAAGUGGGGUGGGACUUGAGGUUAUCGGUAGCAUCGGAGAGUUGCCUCAUAUACUGGAUCUUUGGUCUCUGAACUCGAUGGGUCAAGGGGACUUCCAUGACACUAUUGUCGCGACAUUUGUGACCGAGACUCGAGUCUUCAAAUUCGACUCGGAGGCUGCAGUGGAGGAGGUCGGUGAGUUUCAUCACUUCGAAUUCGCUCAGCCAACCCUUUUCGCUGCCGACCUACCCGAUCGAAAGUUGGUACAGGUAUUUGAAGGUGGUAUCAAACUCACAGAUCUUGAUUCGGACAUGCUCAUGCUUGAUUGGAGACCCCCAGAUGCCGAGGCAAAGUUGACAGCGGCGUCAGCGAACUCUGUUCAUCUUCUUGUCGUCGAGGGUGGCCAUACUCUUCAUGUCUUCCAUACCGCCAACCACGAUUCCAAACCCACCAUCUCAAAAACCUUUCCACCAGAUUCUCAGAUAUCAAGUAUCACCGUCCCAGAAUCACAGAGCAACGUCUGUAUUGUUUCCUUCUGGCAGACUGCGUCGCUUGCUAUUCUAGACUUGCACUCUCUGGAAAGCCGUUGGGUACAGAGUCUUGGAACACCAGGAAUAGAUGUUCCGCGAUCAGUGCUCGUUGCCAAUGUGCUGCCUGAUGCGCCCCCUACUCUAUUCGUAGCAUUGGCUGACGGAACUGUCCUGACAUAUUCGUUCGACCCAGCAAAGAACUCUUUGUCAGGUAUGACCAGGAUUUUACUAGGCACGGAACCGGCUUUCUUCAAAGCGCUACCCAGAUCGGUCGAUGGGGACGUGAAUCUGUCUCACGUCUAUGCUUCAUGUGAACAACCUUCCUUGAUAUAUGCUUCCGAAGGCCGCAUCAUCUAUUCUGCCGUCAAUGCUGAAAGUGCGUCAAGAGUGUGUCACUUCAACUCCGAAGCAUAUCCUGAUGCAAUCGCCCUUGCCUCCCCCAAAGAACUACAACUUGCCCUAAUCGGUAAAGAGAGAACCACACAGCUUCAAACUCUACCGGUACGAGAAACCGUCAGAUGUCUAGCUUAUGAACCCAAAGGACAAAUGUUUGUCAUGGGUUGUGUUCGUCGGAUCUUGGAAAGUGGAGAAGAAGCACUUCUCAGUUCGGUCAAGAUCGCCGAUGAGAUCAGUUUCAAAGAAUUGGACUCUGUCGAAUUACGAGACAGAGAAUUGGUCGACUGCGUCAUCACUACCGGCUCGCUUGACAUAGAUGGCUCAGAUGAAUCCAUAGAAAUGUUUGUCAUUGGAACGAGUAUUGUGGUGGAGGAUGAUUCAGGCCGUGAGGUUGUGAGAGGACGAAUUAUUGUCUUCGAAGUCAACAAAGAGAAAAAGCUGAAACAAGUUACUGAACUGGAAGUUCCGGGCAGCUGUCGGAGUUUGGCCAUGUGCGAAGGCAAACUUGUAGCCGGUUUGCUGAAGACGGUUGUCUUGUAUGGACUUGCCCCGUCUCAAACGAGAGGGAAGCACUCACUGGCCUUGGUCAAACUAGCUACGUAUCGCGCUUCAUCCAACCCCCUGUCUCUAUCAGUGACAACCAAAACGGACACCACGCCAGCCCUGAUCGCUGUUGCCGAUAUCUCAAAAUCUCUGUCGGUGCUGAAAGUAGUACCUCCAGAUGAAUCGACUCCUGAGCAUCAACUGGUCGAGGUCUCAAGACAUUUCGCAACGGUAUGGAGUACGGCAGUUGCAGCAACAGUGGAGCAUGAGUGGUUACUUGCCGACGCAGAGGGCAAUCUCCUCGCUUUGAGACAGAAUCGUGAUGCCAUUCACGACCCAGCCUGGCGCCGAAUGGAGGUCAUCGGAGAGUUCCGCUUAGGCCAAGUGGUGAACAAAAUCGUGCCCGUCUCCUCCAAACCAGGUCCAUCAGACGUCCCCGAAAUCAUAACUUCGAACGACCCCUCGGGAGCAGCCACGGCCCACACCAACGAUGCCAUCCCACGCUCCGGCCCCCUCGUGACUCCACGAGCAUUCAUCGCGACCAUCGAAGGCGCGAUCUUCAUGUUCGCGACCAUCAACCAAGCAUACGUGAACGUACUGCUAGUCCUGCAAACCUCCCUGGCAACCCGCAUCCAAGCGCCGGGAUACAUGCCCUGGGCGAAAUACCGAGCAUGGCAGACAUCGGUGUUGGAGAAGGACGAGCCGUUCCGCUUCGUCGAUGGGGAAAUGCUUGAGCAAGGCCUUCUCGCCCUCUCGGACGACGAGCUCCAGAGCGUCCUGGAGGAAGCUGGCCUGAGUGACAAGAAACACAACGUCACCGUCGAGGAAGUGCGUGCUUGGGGCGAGGAGCUCAGACGCUUGUAUUAG
Messenger RNA from Exophiala bonariae, 3546 nucleotides. RefSeq lists its product as uncharacterized. The record is from RefSeq and is a predicted model, not a curated record. Gene Ontology annotation, molecular function: nucleic acid binding; protein binding. Gene Ontology annotation, biological process: DNA repair; proteasome-mediated ubiquitin-dependent protein catabolic process. NCBI's taxonomy places the organism in Eukaryota, Fungi, Ascomycota, Eurotiomycetes, Chaetothyriales, Herpotrichiellaceae. Gene Ontology annotation, cellular component: site of double-strand break; nucleus. The coding region runs from base 1 to 3546 and encodes 1181 amino acids. The transcript has 3 exons.